CCUUUUUUGUUUUAGUUAGUUCCAAGCCCUAAGUUAGUUGCUCGUUCGUCUGGCUAAAAUGUAAUUCCACAAGCCAAGCGCCAACAAGUGGAUUUUUGAUCCUGAAAAUCCGAAAAAAAACCCCCAGGCAGUAUCUAUAACAAAACCAAAACAAUAGCAUUUGACCCUGCCCUGGUUUUCGGAGACACAAGCAGCCGUCGAUAAUAUGAUGGAGGAGGACUAGGAGGAACAACAACAGCGCUAUGAUAAGCAAAUAAGCAGAGGUUGAUUCAAUUAUUGAAACGUUCAAAGGAACUGCUGCCUCGGCAUGCUGUGCUUUGACUCAGAGAAGAUGAACUGGUACUACCACGUCCUAGCUAGACGUCCGUACCUGGUUGUGGUCUCCAUUGCGGUCUGUUGCGUGGCCUGCAUAAUAGUGGCGCUCAUCCUCAACAAGCUGCCCGACUUCAGUGACCCCACCUUGGGGUUCGAGACGCGAGGCACCAAAAUAGGGAAGCGUUUGACUGCCUGGUACAAUCUUCUGCAGGAGACCGACCGACAUGGCGUGCUAUUCUCGAAUCCGUCGGUUAUCUGGGAAAAGCGCAGAGUGGAUGAGGGUUAUGGAGUGUCCCAACUGCAUCCGAAUCAUAGGCGCCGCAAGAACCAGCGGAAGCACAAAAACAAGAAUAAGCGACGAAAGGAUCAGAAGAGGCACGAGCACUCAGAGGUGGCCGAGAAGAUUAUGUUGCUCAAGAAACGCCUGAAGGCUACAAGUGCCCCAAAAAGUGAAGGCGACCGAGAUACAUGGAUGGGGGACAGCGGCGUCUUUCGGGACUACGAGAUAACUAACGACAGUGCCUCCUCCCCGCUGGAGCCGACCCGGCGCAGUGAAAAGAUCCAGUAUGGGCAUAAUACCACUUCAGUGGAUGAGGAGGAGCACCGCGAGCGCGUGCAAACUAAAAAGAGCACUUGGCGCCUGCUAAAACAGGCAGCUACACUGCCCACCGACAGUUGGGCGGACGCCCACCUGCGCCAGCCUAUAGAAGGAUACUUUUGUGAUUCGUCGCCCCGCAGGGAAUACUCUCACUUUGUGGUCCAGCGCAUUGGACCCAAUGCCACCGACUCGCUGUUUGAUUUGAACGGCCUAUUGGCUAUGUGCCAGCUGCAGGAACAGAUUAGAGACGUUCCCAGUUACAAGGCAUAUUGCGAGCCCGAAAGGUCGACCUCCGACUGCUGCCGGCCCUGGUCUUUACCCAACUACGCCGCACUGCUGGCCAACAAAAGUUCCUGUUUCGACCUAACGACCGAUGAUGUGAGCUCGCUGCAGUCCCUGCUGGUGGGCUGCUAUGAAUACUUUCACGACCUGAAGCUAGACAACAACUGCAAUGAGUACUCUCGCUGCUAUGCGCCUGAGGAAUGCAAGCGCCACAAUCUAGUCUACAACGUACUCAAUUUCCUCAGCGACUUUAGUUUUAUCAGGCCAAACAAUUCGAAUGUUUACUUAAAGUACGCUAUGAUCUUUGUGCCUGUGGCGCAGUCCAACCGUGUGCUGCCACUAUUUCAUGAAUGGGAAGAUGUAGACCUACGUAACGAGCUGGUGGAAGUGAUUGCCAUGGACUUGGGGCUGGAGAACGAACUGUUCAACGAGCUGCUGCUGACAGACGUUUGGCUGGUAUCGCUUGGCGGCCUAUUUGUGAUGGCCAGCGUUUGGCUGUACACCGGUUCCGUCUUUAUUACAGCCAUGUCCUGCAUUGCCGUCUGCUUCUCGUUGGGACUGGCCUACUUUGUCUACUCUAUAGUCCUGGAGUUUGCGUUUUUUCCCUACAUGAACCUCCUGGCCGUGAUUGUGAUCAUUGGCAUUGGGGCAGAUGACGUGUUUUUGUUUUUGAAAAUCUGGCAUUGUGUGUUGGCCGAAAGAUUUAGCAAUCGCUGCGGCACAUUGACCAACGCCCAGUCGCAGAGUGCACUGCCAGCACCAUUGGAUCAGGGCGAGCAUACGGAAACGUUGGAGAACAUCAUGGCCUUGACAAUGCGGCAUGCCGCUGCGUCCAUGUUUGUCACAUCGCUGACGACGGCGGGCGCCUUUUACGCCUCCUACAGCAGCUCCAUAACGGCCAUUAAGUGUUUUGGGAUCUUUGCAGGAACAGUUGUGGUGACAAACUAUUUACUGAUGAUCACUUGGCUGCCCGCCUCCGUCUCCAUAAUGGAGCGCCUUUUUGCAAGCAGAAUUUCCUGUCGCCAGCCGCUGCUUCAGCGGCUUAUGCAUUCCUGCAAAAAGUCAAUUAAUCGAUUCUGUCAAGCACUCGAGGAAUGCAUAACAAACAGCAUCAUGAAUUAUGCCUACAUGUGGCUGUUGCUCUUUGGUGCUUUGGGUACAUCUAGUGCCAUCAUUGUGUUCUGGUAUCCAGGACUCCAGCUGCCGGAAAAAUCACAUUUCCAGCUAUUUGUCUCGCAGCAUCCGUUCGAAGUCUAUUCCAGUAUUAAGCAGCAUUUUUGGUUCGAGAAGCCACUGCAGGUCGACGAGAACUUUAAGAUGCAUAUGCACUUUGUUUGGGGUGUCCAGGCUGUGGACGAUGGCGACUAUACGAAUCCCAAAUCACUUGGCAACCUCCAUUAUGACAAUAAUUUUAGUAUAUCCAGCAAGCCAGUGCAGCUUUGGAUCCUCGACUUUUGCCAGAGCGUGCGCCAGCAGCCGUUUUAUCAAGAGACCUUUGGAAUGUUGCUGCCCAAUUGUUUUAUUGAAAACCUCAUAGACUUCAUGAAGCGCAGAUGUAUCGAUGACAUGGAUAUCACACGGAAGGAUCGCUCUCCCUGCUGCGAUGCCCAGUUUCCGUACGAACCGCACAUUUUUGACCUGUGUCUACCACAAAGCGUGUCCAAUCUCUAUGACACAACCAUGUUCUUCCAACCUGGUGUGGCGGGACCCAAGUUUGCAGCGACCACCCACCUAGAAGAGGAUGAUUAUUUUGCGAUUAGCGGCAACUAUAGUUUGGAGUCAGUCCCCACCAAUGGGACCGACAUACCGCUCUCGGUCAAGGCGCUGGUAAUUGAAUUCGAGUCGAAUGUAGCCUACAGCACGAUCUAUGCAAACAUCAAUGAGUUCUACGAAACCGUGGAGCAUUGGUUUCAGCUGCAAUUAAACACAGCGCCCAUGGAAUUGCGUGGCGGAUGGUUUACCAGCGACCUGAAGUUCUAUAAUGUGCAGGACACGCUUUCUCAUGACACAAUCGUGGCCAUUUCCUUGGCCAUGGUCGCCUCACUGCUUGUGCUGUUGUCCUUCACCCUCAAUCUGCUCAUCUCAAUCUACGCCGUGCUUACCGUCUCCCUGAGCAUUUUCAACACCGUUGCUGUUCUCAUUCUCCUCGGAUGGCAGCUAAACAUACUGGAGAGCAUAGCUGUCAGCACAGCUAUUGGUCUGGCGGUGGACUUCAGCUUGCACUAUGGCAUUCAUUAUCGGAUGUCGCCAAUUAAGGACCGGCUGGCAGCCACACAGUUUGUGCUAUCGCGCAUUAUCGGACCGACGGUGAUGGCGGCGGCUACAACGGGCCUGGCCGGUGGUAUUAUGAUGGCAUCGAACAUACUUCCCUACAUACAGAUUGGUGUCUUCCUGGUGGUGGUCAUGAUCAUCAGCUGGCUAUAUGCCACCUUCUUUCUAAUGAGCCUGCUCAGGGUGGCAGGACCGCAGCAUGGUUUCUUGCAGCUGGCAUGGCCCGUGUGGCGCAAACGUCACAAUGCCAGCGGCAAGUUCUACGAGCGUAAACCCAGCCAGGUGAUUGCCAGUGAGCAGCUCCUGACGCCAACCAGUUCGGCCAUCGUUGAGCUGGCUAAUUCGGAGACACACGAAUUGGAAUCCCUCAACUCCAACAGCCUGAUCAAAACUAUUUCGGGCACUGAAAGUGCACAUGCAUUGGCCUCGCUGCCGACAGACUUUGAGCACUCAUUCCAAACUCUGCGGGAGUGCAAAUAUCAAACGUAUCCGUCUACAUCUAAUUGAGUUAGUUACUAUUGCCGGCCAGGGAGUUGUUGUUGCCAGUGGAAACAGUAAGAGAAGCAACUGCAUUUUAUAUACUGGGCUUGGCCGCUCGAAGGCCCUGCCCACCGAAACCCAUUUAGAUGCAUAUACAUGUACAUAUAUGUGCCAGCAUAUAUCAUUUAUGUAUACAUAUGUUAUGUAUGUUGUGCGAGUUCUAUAUGGAUAUAUAUUCUAGUUUUAUGUGUACUUGUGUACUUGGUAGAUUUAAGCAAAGCGAACGCAGAAGAAAUAGUUGUAAACUUCUCUCUUUAGUGUGCUAUUUCCAAGAGACUUCAAACGGUUGCAACAUGCUUGAACGAGUAUAUACAUUGCACGUUUGAUGCUCCGUGCCAGGUGGUGCCAGGUGAAUACAAUUUGUAAACUGAAGCAAUUAGCGGAGGUACUGGGCUCGUCUUUGUCGGUAGGACUGUACGAUGACGGUAUUAUUAGUUUUUAGCCACGCUGUUUUCCAUGCUGUUUAUGUACUUAACUGUAAUCAAAAAUAUUUAUACUCGGAACUUUUAUUAGAUGUUAAGUUGGGCCCCCCGCCUAUGCUAGUAAUACGAGUAGAGAUAUGUAUAUCCCACAGCGAUAUGUGUUGUCUAUCCUAGUUGUAUGCGUUCAAAACACAAACACACAUACACACACUCACGUUUGUAAUAACCAUGUAACUGUGAUACAGAAAAUGAGAAACCUAAAGAAAUUGGCGUUUAUACAGACAAAGAGUUAUACUAUACCCCCUAACCAUGACGAAUUGUAAUCAACUACAACUAAAAGGCUCUGUACUUCCUUCAGUGAACUUAUGUGUUGAAGUGAUUUAAUAAAUGUUAAUUGUAAAAAUUCUAA
Drosophila persimilis is the source of this 4837-nucleotide messenger RNA. It is a transcript of the gene disp, whose product is annotated as protein dispatched. The transcript is spliced from 7 exons. Lineage: Eukaryota; Metazoa; Arthropoda; Insecta; Diptera; Drosophilidae. The record is from RefSeq and is a predicted model, not a curated record. Gene Ontology annotation, cellular component: membrane. The coding region runs from base 308 to 3973 and encodes 1221 amino acids.